UCGUGCUGUGCCAUGAUGCAAAUGGGUAAAAAAAAAAACAGACCCAGCUUCUGGUAAUCAAAGUUAGCCAUGAGGAGGAGCUACAGAACUUCCAGCAGUAAGCAGCUGGCAUGGCGUCAGGGGGGCCCUCGGCGCCAGGGGCCACCCAUUUAGCCACCAAGGUGGAACUGACCAUCUCAUGCGAUAACCUGAUGGACAUGGAUGUCUUCUCCAAGUCUGACCCUCUGUGUGCCGUGUACAUCAACACGUCAGGCUCCGGGUGGUAUGAGUUUGGGCGCACGGAGAUGAUCCUGAACUGCCUGAAUCCAAGGUUUGCCAAGAAGUUUGUCAUCGACUACUUCUUCGAGAUGGUGCAGAGGAUGAAGUUCUGUGUCUAUGACAUCGACAACAACACCUACGACCUGGGCGAUGACGAUUUCCUAGGCGAACUUGAAUGCACUCUGGGUCAGAUUGUUUCAAACAGGCACAUGACUCGACAACUGUUGCUGAAAAACAAGAAUCCUGCAGGACACGGGACCAUCACUAUCUCUGCUGAAGAGAUAACAGACAACAGGGUGGUGAACUUUGAAGUUUCAGCCCGCAGGCUGGACAAAAAGUUUCUGUGGUGGUCCGAUCCUUUCAUGGAGCUCUUCAAGCGUACUGAGACCGGAUGGCAGCUGGCUCACAGGACAGAGGCUGUGAACAACAACCUAAACCCCACAUGGAGACCCUUCCGCAUCUCAGUGCGAGCUCUCUGUGGAGGAGAUGUGGAAAAUCCUAUAAAGGUGGACUGCUACGACCGCCGCGUCAACGGCUCUCACGCCCUGAUCGGGAGCUUUCAAGCCACGCUGUCGGAGAUGCUGCUGGGAACACACAUUUCCCCAGCGGAAUUUGAAUUCGUGAACCCAAACAAGUUGAAGAAGAAGAACUAUAAAAAUUCUGGAGUUAUUUGCAUAAAACACUGCAAGAUGGAGAAGGAGUACAGCUUUCUGGAUUAUAUAAUGGGAGGAUGUCAAAUCAACUUCACGAUUGCCGUUGACUUCACAGGCUCCAACGGGGAUCCAAGCUCUCCUCGCUCGCUCCAUUAUAUCAACCCCGAGGGCUAUAAUGAAUACCUGACGGCCAUCUGGGCAGUGGGUAAUGUUAUCCAAGACUAUGACAGUAAUAAGAUGUUUCCUGUGUUUGGUUUUGGAGCCAAAAUCCCUCCAUCUGGGCAGGUUUCCCACGAGUUUCCUGUCAAUUUCAAUCCAACAAAUCCGUUCUGCCCAGGCAUCGAGGGGGUGGUGCAGGCCUACCAGCAGUGUCUGCCUAAGCUGAAGCUCUGGGGCCCCACCAACUUCGCUCCCAUCAUCAACCACGUGGCCUGCUUCGCCAGACAAGCUCUCUGGCAGAAGACAGCCUCACAAUACUUUGUGCUGCUCAUCCUCACCGAUGGAGUGAUCACAGACAUGGACCAGACACGCGCUGCCAUCGUGGAGGCCUCCCGCCUGCCCAUGUCUAUCAUCAUCGUGGGCGUUGGCGAGGCAGAUUUCAGUGCGAUGGAAUUCCUUGACAGCGAUGACAAAUUGCUGAUUUCACCCACUGGAGACGUCGCCGCCAGAGACAUUGUGCAGUUUGUGCCUUUCAGACAGUUCCAUGGAAGCAGUGUGGCCCUUGCCCAGAGCGUCCUGGCAGAGCUUCCUGAUCAGCUGGCAUCGUUCUUCAAUUCCUACAAAUUAAAACCUCCAAACAUCUUCAGUGUGCCUGAGCCUUCAUAGGACGAUGGUCUGAUUCCUCCUACACACCUGUACCAUCUGUCUGGAUCCCUCUACAAUCCAUUUAUACAUUUGGUGUUUGAAAUGAUGCAACGCUGUGCACUGUUGGUGCAUGUUGUGGCAACAGCAACAGCACAAUAAAAAAAAAUACAGUGAAUCUCAGACCUCAGAGUGGACUAUGCAGAAACAUCUAAGAAGUUCUUCUGUGACUCAGCGAGCAAUCACAAUCGGCACAUGUUCAUAAGAGACUUUUUCCUUCCUGUUUCUGUGUUAAUGUUAAUUAUUUUUUUCUUAUUUUUCCUUUUCCAGCUAUAUAACCUUAUUCAGUCAUCUCUAUAGCCCUCUCCAGAUGCAUGUAUGAUCUUUGCAUGUUUAUGCAAUAGUUUUCUGUCACUAACCUGAUGAACAUGAAGAUGCUUUUCAGUGAAGCCGAUGCUAUGACUGUAAUCGUGGUAAAAACAUUAUUAUACAAGUGCUACUGAGACAGCGGUGCAUUUUUGUGUGGCAGGGACAUGUCACUGAUGUAUCUAAUAAUAAAUAGUUUAUGUGUGAAU
Molecule: messenger RNA, 2287 nt
Organism: Cololabis saira (Pacific saury)
Lineage: Eukaryota; Metazoa; Chordata; Actinopteri; Beloniformes; Belonidae
Product: copine-3-like
Exons: 16
Coding region: 111-1736 (541 amino acids)
Biological process (GO): cellular response to calcium ion; ERBB2 signaling pathway
Cellular component (GO): plasma membrane
Molecular function (GO): receptor tyrosine kinase binding; calcium-dependent phospholipid binding
Source: RefSeq, a predicted model, not a curated record